GAGAGGCUGCAGAAAAAGAGGCUGCAAAACAAGAGGCUGCAGAAAGAGAGGCUGCGAAACGAGAGGCUGCUGAAAGGGAGGCUGGAGAAAGAGAGGCUGCAGAAAGAGAGGCAGCAGAAAGAGAGUCAGCAGAAAGGGAGGCUACAGAAAGAGAGGCCGUGAAACGAGAGGCUGCAGAAAAAGAGGCUGCAAAACAAGAGGCUGCAGAAAGGGAGGCUGCAGAAAGAGAGGCUGCGAAACGAGAGGCUGCUGAAAGGGAGGCUGCAGAAAGAGAGGCUGCAGAAAGAGAGGCAGCAGAAAGGGAGGUUACAGAAAGAGAGGCCGCGAAACGAGAGGCUGCAGAAAGAGAGGCUGCAGAAAGAGAGGCAGCAGAAAGGGAGGCUACAGAAAGAGAGGCCACGAAACGAGAGGCUGCAGAAAGGGAGGCUGCUGAAAGAGAGGCUGCGAAACAAGAGGCUGCUGAACGGGAAGCUGCAGAAAGAGAGGCUGCAGAAAGAGAGGCUGCAGAAAGAGAGGCAGCGAAACGAGAAGCUGAAGAAAGAGAGGCCGCAAAACAGGAGGCUGCAGAAAGAGAGGCCGCAAAACAAGAGGCUGCAAGAAGGGAGGCUGCAGAAAGAGAGGCUGCAGAAAGAGAGGAAGCGAAACGAGAAGUUGCAGAAAGAGAGGCCGCAAAACAGGAGGCUGCAGAAAGAGAGGCCGCAAAACAAGAUGUUGCAAAAAGGGAAGCUGCAGAAAGAGAGGCCGCAGAAAGAGAGGCCGCAAAACGAGAGGCUGCAGAAAGAGAGGCCGCAAAACGAGAGGCUGCAGAAAGAGAGGCCGCAAAACGAGAGGCUGCAGAAAGAGAGGCCGCAAAACGACAAGCUGCAGAAAGAGAGGCCGCAAAACUACACGCUGCAGAAAGAGAGGCCGCAAAACGAGAGGCUGCAGAAAAAGAAGCUGCAGAGAGAGAGGUCGCAGAGAGGGAGGCCGCAGGAAGAGAGGCUGCGAAACGAGAGGCUGCAGAAAAGGAGGCGGCAAAAAGAGUGGCCGCAGAAAGAGAGGCAGCAGAAAGAGAGGCCGAAAAACGAGAGGCUGAAGAAAGAGAGGCCGCAAAACGAGAGGCUGCAGAAAGGGAGGCCGCAAAAAGAGCGGCCGCAGAAACAGAGGCAGCCAAAAGAGAGGCCGCAAAAAGAGAAGUUGCAGAAAGAGAGGCUGCAGAGAAGGAGGCUACAAAACAAGAGGCAGCAGAAAAGGACGCUGUAGAAAGAGAGGCCGCAGGAUUAGAGGGAGCAAAAGAAGAGGCAGCUGAAACAGAGGCUUCAGGUGGAGAUGGGGACAGUGAAGGAACUCUGGGUUUCUUUGGAAAAGCCUUAAGUUAUUUCACUCCAAGUUCCACAACACAAGACUCAAGACAACAGGUUGAGGAUGAGGUGGAGGAACAGCCAGGUGUGCCACUUGAAGUAAACCAUACUCAUCACCUCCCACCGCAAGCAGAUACUGAGGACCACCCUGUUAAAGCUCCAGCUCUGCUGAGGCAAUACAAAACCCUCCAAGAGUAUGUGACUGCAGAGGAGAUCAACACACUGUUGGAAAUGCUUGGGAAACCCAAACUCCAGUGGCUUGACUACAGGCUGGGCAGCUCAGGGGAUCCAAAUGAAGACGUAAGUAACGACCUGUCGAUCAUGUCGGACCUGGAGUUGCUCCUGCAGCAGCACAUGGAGAGUCU
Messenger RNA from Hypomesus transpacificus, 1705 nucleotides. Its product is annotated as translation initiation factor IF-2-like. NCBI's taxonomy places the organism in Eukaryota, Metazoa, Chordata, Actinopteri, Osmeriformes, Osmeridae. The transcript has a single exon. The record is from RefSeq and is a predicted model, not a curated record. Bases 709 to 1242 code for a protein of 177 amino acids.